Molecule: messenger RNA, 2701 nt
Organism: Populus nigra (black poplar)
Lineage: Eukaryota; Viridiplantae; Streptophyta; Magnoliopsida; Malpighiales; Salicaceae
Product: protein phosphatase 2C 53-like
Exons: 5
Coding region: 687-2333 (548 amino acids)
Biological process (GO): protein dephosphorylation
Molecular function (GO): cation binding; protein serine/threonine phosphatase activity
Source: RefSeq, a predicted model, not a curated record
ACAAGCUGACAAAUGGAUUGGAUUAGAGAGAUAAAAAGGAAAAGGAGAGCUUUGGACGGGUGGAGAUGCUUUAUUAUGCUCUUCAAGAUUUGACACCUGUCCAUUUCUCUCUGUUGUUAACUUUAUUUUUCUUGAUUUCCCAUCUCAUGUCCACCCUCUUUCUUGCUCUUUCAGCUUCCAAGACUUGAGCAUCUCCCAGAUAUUAUUAAAUAGAGAUAUGCCCAAGGGCUUGGUAAAGAAUCAAGCAAGCCAAGUCUUUUUAUUUUAGCUGACAGUGUUUUUUUAGAUGGUAAGUUGAUGGUGGUAGAUAGAGAAGACUCCAGAGAAGAAGUUAAUGAGACCAUUAACAGGUCUAGCCCAUCUACCUAGAGUCUCUAAUUUCCACUAAUGGAAAUUUGGAUCCGUUGCUGUUGACCAGAUCUGACUAACCAUUUCACUUUCAUUAACUUUUAACUCACCCAUAUCUUUGCAUCCUCUGGAUUUGCCGCCUGAUUUAGUUAAAGUAUUGAACUUUGUUUUACCUUUUCCUAAAAGGCAUGGAAAAUGGUCUGUCAAAACCUCUUGCUCACAUUCCAAAAUCAUUCUUGAUAAGUGAAGGGUUGAUGAUUUUAGUUGAAUAAUGACAGGCUGUGUGAUCUUGGAGGGGUUAGAGGGUAACUUUUUGUACUGCCCAGAUAGUGAUUUUGAUGGAGGAGAUGUAUCCGGCGGUUGCAGUGCCAUUUAGAGUAGGUAAUUCAGCCUGUGAAAGUCCAUCCAUAGAUACCCACAUGGAUAUCACAAGACUUUUAAUGGCAGACACGGCUAGCUUAUUAUCUGAUACUGUAACUAAGGUUCCUACUGCUGGGGAUAAGGAUUGUAAUUGUGGUGAUUUAGACAAUGAAGUUAAAGAUACAGCGGCUCCAGCUUCAAAAGAGGACAGGGGAGGAAGAGGAGCCCCUUUGUUGGAUAUGAUCUCUGAAACUGAAAGAAACUGGGUUGUUGGCGAUGAUGGGAUAACACGGGAAAGUGAGGAAGAUGAUUCUUUGUCGUUGGAGGGUGAUCCAAUUCUUGAUAGUUCUUGUUCUCUUUCAGUGGCUAGUGAGACAAGUAGCUUAUGUGGAGAGGAUCUCUUGAGUUUGGAGACCACCUCUGAGGUAGGAACACUGAAUUCUGUAGAAAUAAAAAAGAGCAUUGGUGGUGUUGAUAUUGUUGCCAAGACAGCAGAUUUGGGGGAUUCAAACGUUGACACUGUUGUGAGCGAUCUCCCUUCGGUGGCAGGAAGUGUUGAGGAAGAGGCUGGGGAUGGAUCUGAUGCAAAGACAUCUUCUGUGGUUCUUCAGUUGACUCUGGAAAGAGGGACCAGUGGAACAGUAUCAAGAAGUGUUUUUGAAGUGGACUAUGUACCCCUUUGGGGAUUUACAUCUAUUUGUGGAAGGAGACCGGAGAUGGAAGAUGCAGUUGCUACUGUGCCUUAUUUUUUAAAAUUUCCUAUUCAAAUGCUGAUUGGCGACCGAUUACUUGAUGGAAUGAGCAAGUAUUUGCCUCACCAGACUGCUCAUUUCUUUGGAGUUUAUGAUGGUCAUGGAGGCUCGCAAGUGGCAAAUUAUUGUCAUGAUCGUAUCCAUUCGGCUUUGUCCGAGGAGAUAGAAUUUGUUAAGAAUGGCCUGAGUGAUGGAAGUAUUAAGGAUAGUUGCCAGGAGCAGUGGAAAAAUGCUUUCACCAAUUGUUUUCUCAAGGUUGAUGCUGAAGUCGGAGGAAAGGCUGGUGCCGAACCAGUUGCCCCAGAAACUGUUGGUUCUACUGCUGUUGUGGCCAUUAUUUGUUCAUCCCACAUCAUAGUAGCAAACUGUGGAGACUCACGAGCAGUUCUUUGUCGCGGGAAAGAACCAAUGGCAUUAUCAGUGGAUCAUAAACCAAACCGAGAAGAUGAGUAUGCAAGGAUAGAAGCAGCUGGAGGCAAGGUCAUACAGUGGAAUGGGCAUCGUGUCUUUGGUGUUCUAGCAAUGUCAAGGUCUAUUGGUGAUAGAUAUUUGAAACCAUGGAUUAUUCCAGAACCCGAAGUUAUGUUUAUUCCUAGGGCAAAAGAAGAUGAAUGUCUCAUUCUGGCAAGUGAUGGUUUGUGGGAUGUCAUGUCAAAUGAAGAAGCAUGUGAUCUGGCACGCAAACGAAUACUUGUCUGGCACAAAAAGAAUGGCGUUGCGCUCUCCUCCUCAAGGAGCGAGGGAAUUGAUCCUGCAGCUCAAGCAGCAGCUGAGUUCCUCUCAAACCGUGCCCUUCAAAAAGGAAGCAAGGAUAACAUCACUGUAAUCGUGGUGGAUCUGAAAGCGCAAAGGAAGUUCAAAACCAAAACAUGACAGUUUCUUUUGGCAGCUCAUUUUGUAUACCUCUCAUCUGGUACGAGAUAGUGUUGCCCGUCUGUUUUUCACCUGGGCUUUAUUGCUAAAUGGAAUUAGAUGCCUGUAUGUAUCUGUAGAACUCGCAGCAUCCUAGAACUCUUCUUUAAACUGAAGAGUUGCCAUCUACUGGCUAGUUCUGGCUAUGUAAAUCUUAGCUGCUUGUUGUAGGAUAGGAGAUCGCAACAGUUCGUCUUAUGACAUUAUGGGCAAAUGUAUUUGUUAUGCCUCCGAGUUGGAAAAGAAAACAAAUUGCUCUGUGAGGUAUUAACUUCCUAUUAUUUUAAGCAUGUGCUUCUUAAAAAGGAAUUAGAUAAACUUUGGAGGUA